Molecule: messenger RNA, 2776 nt
Organism: Zerene cesonia (dogface butterfly)
Lineage: Eukaryota; Metazoa; Arthropoda; Insecta; Lepidoptera; Pieridae
Exons: 17
Coding region: 148-2652 (834 amino acids)
Biological process (GO): signal transduction
Source: RefSeq, a predicted model, not a curated record
AAACCAUUCUUACAUGAAGACGCAAUUGUUUAACGUUUUUAUAAUUGACAUUGGUACAGCAUAAAUUAAAAAAUAUUCAAAUACAAUUAUAGUGAUAUUAACGUUGAUUGAAAGUUUAAAUACAGUGAAAGACUGAGACAAUGAAAAAUGACGCUAGUGGACUGUAAAAAGAAGUUAACAGACGAAGUUCCGCCGUGUUGUAGAAAACUCUCGUUGUUUGCUUGUGUGUGUGGUGUUUUAUCAUUGCUUAUACACACGUACAGUUAUAUAGAACACAAUGAUAGAAGACAUAGUAUAGAAGUAGAGUUAGAAGCUAGGAAUUUAAUAAAAUUAGCGAUACACAAUGAAUUGGAGGAGAAAAUUAGGACGUACUGUAGUGAAAAUAGUGGAAGGCAUAGAAUAAAACGAGAUGCUAAGCUGAAACCAUCUCCAAUCCAAGAUGAUAAUACGGUAGCACCACAUGUGGAAUUUUUCAACCCAAAAAUGAGAGCGGAGCUCGAAGAGAAAGAUGCUGCAGAGAUGAAAAAGACUGGCGCAAAAGGACCAGCACCUGGAGGUGACACCUGGGUGUGGCUCACUAGCUAUUCCAGAGUUCCUUACAACGUCGUACAGGGCUUUUGCAAGGCAACACAAGACUACUGUCCCCCGGGUGUGCAGGGGCCAAAGGGGCCAACUGGUGAACCUGGGCCGAAAGGAGAUAGAGGGGACUCAGGCCUUCCCGGCCUACCGGGACUAAAUGGUGCUAGAGGCCCAGUAGGGCCACCGGGGCCGAAAGGAGAGCGAGGUUUCUCAGGAACUCCAGGUCUAGAUGGCAGAGAUGGUGUGCCUGGGGAACCAGGUCUCGAUGGACUAUCUGGAAGAAACGGCGCGGAUGGAGCUCCGGGGAAGGAUGGUCUUAAUGGUGUCCCUGGACACGAUGGCAGCCCCGGGAAAAACGGAAGGGAUGGCAAAGAUGGUAAACCAGGGGCAACAGGACCUCCUGGUCUACGAGGACCCAAAGGAGAUAGGGGCCCUCAAGGUCCUAAAGGGAUCCGUGGUAAUGACGGACGUGACGGAUCACCAGGUAUACCUGGGUUGUCCAUAUACAAUUAUACGAAGGAAAACCAACUAUUUAUUCCACCAUCUUUCGCACUUGAUAACCCCCGUCUGAUCGUUCGUGAGGGCGAUACGAUGCGUAUGGAUUGUAACCCCAAAGGGUUUCCGGAGCCCACAAUAGAAUGGCGCAGAGCUGAUGGAACACCGAUUAUACAGGGGUCAUGGCGUGACGCAUCAGUAAGUGGCCAUGUCCUAAACAUACCCCACGUAUCAAGGUGGCACACUGGGCAAUAUGUUUGCUUAGCAAACAAUGGGAUGCAGCCACCCGCCAACCAGACAACCGAUGUUGAAGUGCACUUUAGUCCAUACAUUCGGGUUCCAAACAACAUCGUCUACGUGUUUAAUAAGAGUGUUAAAAUAGAAUGCGAGGUCCAAGCGUGGCCGGAACCAGUUUUCGCCUGGGAGGUAGACGGAGUAACUAUAGAAGGAUCUAGAUUAAAAACUGAAGUGUCCACUACAGGGGAUACAUGGAGAUGGAUUAUGAGGCUCGAGAUACCCAAUGUUAGAGAACAUGACCUCAGACAAUACAGCUGUGUAGCAAAGAAUGAGCUCAAUAACCAGACUGUGAAGGGUCAUAUUCGUUUGAUGUAUCCCGGUCCAAACCAACACAUGCAGGUACAGCAGCAGCCCAUGGAAUACGGAUCCAGACCCCCAACACUAACUUCUUACGAGGAACUGUGUCAGGUUCAAAAGUGCCCCUCUUGUCCAAGAUGCGACAGAGCCUUGCUUCUCAUAUCCACUAUGAAUGGUACAACUGGAUAUAAGCCAAGGAGAAACACUAAUUGUCAGCUUUACGCAAUUGGAAAACCGGUGUAUCAUCGUUACAAAGAUGAGCUAUUCGGUGCCUGGCUGAGAGAUUCUAAUGCUACUGAAACACAAAAGGAAAAACUAUGGACAACCCAAGAAAAUGACGUAGAGAGACUGCGGGAGUAUCGAACCAAAGCCAGCUUUAAGAAAGACCAUGUAGACGAGUUUCAUAAGCUGCAAAAGCCUUUCUUUGGUAACGGCCACAUAGUUUACAGCGGGUCAUUCUUCUAUCAAGCCAAUGAAUCAGGACAACCUGGAGACAUCAUUAGAUACGAUUUAACACAGAGCAGGAUAAAGACUGUUGAAUUGCCCCACGCGGGCGGCAAGCUGUAUACCUCACAGCAUAAUCAGGUUGACUUCAGCGCUGAUGAUAACGGCCUUUGGGCAAUUUACUCCAUUGAUGGGUCCAAUAACACAGCUGUCGCUAAGCUAAGCUUUGAUCCUAACAAAGACGAUUUAAAUAUAGAUUACCUCUGGAACAUUUCGUUGAACCAUAAACAAGUUGGCGAAAUGUUUAUAGUUUGCGGUGUGCUCUAUGCUCUGGAUUCGGCUACCGACAGAGACAGUAAAGUAACAGUUGCAAUAGAUUUGUAUCAAAAUAAACCGGUGGAAGUUUCAUUGCAAUUUACAAACCCUUUCAGAAAAACAACCCAGCUGGGAUACGAUCACACGCAUAAGGAAUUAUACUCUUGGGACCGGGGCAAUCAAUUGACAUAUCCAGUAAGGUAUAAUGAGUUGCCAGGACCCUAAAAUUCGCACAACUGUUCUAGUAGUAUUCUAAUAUACUGAUGAUGAUAUAUUUUUUUACUCUUAAUUUUAAUCACGAAUACUGAAGUCAUUUGGUACUAUUUAAUUAUAAACAAUUCUAUCCGAA